GAGAUCUAGCACACACUCUCCUGUGAUCAAAGUGAUCAAAGGCACACUCCUGUGAUCUGGGAUCUCAUCGCACAUAGGUGGUGCUGAACCCUCUCAGAAAUUAAGUCAUUCUCUCGUUUGGAUUUUUACAGACACAUAUAUACAGAAACUGUGAUGGACUUUGCAUUUGGCCUGCUGAACUGCAUCUAGAUAAACAGUCUACACUUUAGAACUGGACUCUGCAUCCCGCCUUUGUCCGCACUCUCACCUGAUCACCAAUCUAGUGUCCUGGUCCGAAUGAAGUGACUGUAACCUGGUGAGUCUGGCAGUUGAAUUAAGAUACAAGGGAGAUGGCAGAAAAAAUUGCUCUUUUUGAAAACUACCUGAGUUGCCAUGUGUGCUCAGAAACUUUCAAAGAUCCUGUAUCUCUGGACUGCAACCACAGCUUCUGUGCAAGCUGCCUGCAAGAAUUGUGGAAACAAGCCAAAAAUAAAAACUGUCCGAUGUGUAAAAAAACAACCUCAAAAGAUUAUGGAGUGAACUUUAUACUGAAGAAACUGGCUGAUACCUUCACUGGGAGACACGAAGCUGCAUCAUCAGAGACAGAAAAAGGAAAUAAGUCCCUGACAGUGUUGUGUAGUAAACAUGAAGAGGAGCCCAAAUUGUUCUGUAAGGAUGAAGAUAGAGCUGUGUGUCCUGUCUGUGAUCCUUCUCUGCACCAGAGUCACAAGUUGGUUCCUAUAGAACAAGAAGUGGCUGACCUGAAGGAGCAGCUGAAAUCUGACUUAAAGUCUCUCCAGGACAAGAGGGAUGAAUAUGAAGAAGUGGAGAAAACGUACAAUAAAAUGAUUCAACACUCCAAGAAGCAGCUGUUGUUCACAGAGAAGCAGAUCAGAGCAGAGUUCAACAAGCUCCAGCAGUUCCUGAAAGAGGAAGAGGAGUCCAGACUGGCAGCUCUGAGGGAGGAAGAGGAGCAGAAGGGGAAGACUGUCAGCAGAGAGUUGAAGAGGAUUCAGGAGCAGAUCUCCUCUCUGACAGACAGUAUCUCUGCUGUCAGAGAAGACCUGCAGAAACACAACAUGCCGUUCCUCAGCAGUUAUGGAUCCACUCAGGCCAGAGCCAGAGCCCAGAGCUCGCUGUCGGAGCCUCAGCCACUCUCAGAAGCUCUGAUAGAUGUGGCCCAACACCUGGGCAACCUGUCCUUCAGGGUCUGGGAGAAGAUGAAGGAGAAGGUCCAACUCAGUCCCGUCAUCCUGGACCCAAACACCGCAAACCUGUAUCUCUAUCUGUCUGAUGAUCUGACCACUGUGAGAUGUGGAGACACACAUCAGCAGCUCCCAUACAAUCCAGAGAGAUUUAAUAGAUGUAUCAUUGUUCUGGGCACUCAGAGCUUCAGCUCAGGGAAACACAGCUGGGAGGUGGAGGUGGGAGACCAUCCUGUCUGGAAUAUAGGUUUGGCAAAACAGUCAGUUGACAGGAAGGGAGAGUUAUUUCAUUCACCAGAAUAUGGAAUCUGGUGUUUAUGGCAUCGUUAUGGACAAUACACCAAUGGUUUUUGUGUGACUGUGACAAUGAAGAAGAGUCUCCAGAGGAUCAGAGUCCAGCUGGACUAUGAUGGGGGGGAGGUGUCCUUCUACGACCCCAAAGACAUGACUCACCUUUACACUUACAGAGACACUUUCACUGAGAAACUCUUCCCAUAUUUUGCAAUUGGUCCUGCUGGUGAUGCCAAAACCACUGAUAUGAAAAUCUGUCAAAGUGAGAUUUGUCUGGGAUGGAGGUAGGGAUUUUAAGUUUUUCUAUCAAUGUUGUUUGGGAUUUAUUUCACUCUAAACUCAUCAUCACACUUCACCAAACUUUAAAAAAAAACAAGAUUUGUUGUUGAGGUUCAUCUAACGUUUGUUAUCCAAAAUGGUGUUAAUGUAAAUAACUGAAAACAUGUACAACUCAUCGAUUGUUUUCGGGUGAAAAUAGAACACUUACUACAUACAUGCACUGAAUUCACUGUGUAUUUAGAUGAUUAGAAGAAGCCAGGUCAACAACAGUUGAUCCAGAGUAGUAACAGCUCUACUAAAUGAUGAAACUGAUCUGUCAUCAGAUCAAGUGAUAAACCUUUAUCACAGGUUCAAGUCGAGGAUGAUUUUUCAACAAUAACUUAUCAGCCUGAUAAGCAGAUUUCUGUUGUCGUUCAACCACUAUAUUGACUGUAUAAAAAUAAUUUGUAAUUUUGCGAUUUUUAUUUUUUAAUUUGAUCAUCAUGUUUUGGAUCGUAAGAUUUUUUGAUUGAUUAUUAUUUCUUCUGUUGCUCAAGAUAAUUGAUCCGUCGGUGGGGGUCACAACCAUUGUUUCAGUUUUUGGUUUCUACUUGGGGCCUCCAUCGUUUAACCUUCAUAUGCUCCCGCUUGGACAAAUCAUUAAUGACAAUUUUAUUUGUUAUCACCUCUAUGCUGAUGACACCCAAAUGUACUUAGCCAUCUUACCUCACGAUUACGGUCACCUGGAAUCUCUCUGUCAAUUGUUGGAUGUUUCAAAUUUUCCUUCAGCUGAAUAAGGACGAAACUGAAAUAAUCACAUUUGGAAAAAGGCAGGAGAGACUUAAAGUUGCCACUCACCUUGACACGAAAGGACUUAAAACGAAGAACUCUUUCUAGCCAAACAUAGGGACCUUAUGUCAAAACACGAUUUACAAAAACAAAUUCAUGCCUUCAUUUCCAGCAGGGUAGUCUACUGCUCCUCACAGGCCUCCCUAGAAAGUACUAGAAAGUACUGACCACAUUACUCCAACCCUCAAGUCCUAACACCAGCUUCCAAUAAAUCACAGAAUUGACUUUAAAUCACUGAAAUACCUUCAGGCAGAGCUAAACAUGGCGAAGCAGUUUUUAGCUCACAUGCUUUUUGUUAACUGAUAGUUGGCAUAGUCGGGGCCCAAGGCGUAGUAUAAUUUUACUGCAGUGACUGUCUUCCACCAAGAAAGGUUAAGUAGAACAAAUACUAUUUUAAUAUAUGCUAUUUUAUGUUCCUAUUCUAUUUGAUAUACUUCUAUACCUUUUGUUUUUACUCCCUCUCAUGCACUCAUAUGCUAUUUUAUGCUCCCAUUCUAUUUGAUAUACUUCUAUACUUUUGUUUUUUUAAUUCCUCUCAUGCAUUCUCUUGUAAUGCACUUCACCUUUUAAUUUAUUGUAUUAUUUCUUGAUGUUCUUUCAUCUGCUCAUUUGCAAAGCUCUGUGAAUUAAUUGUGCUAUAUAAAUAAACUUGCCUCACCUUG
Messenger RNA from Scophthalmus maximus (turbot), 3244 nucleotides. RefSeq names its product nuclear factor 7, brain-like. The transcript has a single exon. Gene Ontology annotation, molecular function: protein binding; zinc ion binding. The record is from RefSeq and is a predicted model, not a curated record. NCBI's taxonomy places the organism in Eukaryota, Metazoa, Chordata, Actinopteri, Pleuronectiformes, Scophthalmidae. Bases 330 to 1763 code for a protein of 477 amino acids.